Messenger RNA from Capsaspora owczarzaki ATCC 30864, 456 nucleotides. RefSeq lists its product as hypothetical. Gene Ontology annotation, molecular function: zinc ion binding. The transcript has a single exon. Bases 28 to 456 code for a protein of 142 amino acids. NCBI's taxonomy places the organism in Eukaryota, Filasterea, Ministeriida, Capsasporidae. The record is from RefSeq and is a predicted model, not a curated record.
UUUCUCUCUCCUUCCUUUGAGCACAAAAUGCAAGUGACGGACGACGGCGGCGAUCGUUCAGCCAACGACGACCAUGGCGGCAAUGCAACUCCAGCCAAAUCCAGCUCCAAUGCAACUCCAGCGAAUUCGUCGUUUUCUUCCUCUUCUUCUUCCUCUUUCUCUUCGUCCGCUGCCACCGCUGCAGCUGAUCGCAAACCUGCCAAACACGAUGCCGACGACGACGACGACGAUGACGAUGACUGCUCGAUGCUGGCGGCGGCGCGGCGGCACACGCGGCAGCAGCUCAAGGCUGAUCAGAACGCGCUCGGCUCGUCGUGCCCGUACCUCGACACGGUCGAUCGCUCGCAGCUCGAUUUCGACUUUGAGAAGGUCUGCUCAGUGUCCCUGAGCGAUUUCAACAUUUACGCCUGUCUGAUCUGCGGCAAGUACUUUCAAGGUAAGCUUCCAAUCCAAUAA